Messenger RNA from Apis cerana (Asiatic honeybee), 2841 nucleotides. RefSeq names its product PTEN-induced putative kinase 1 (gene Pink1). Gene Ontology annotation, cellular component: mitochondrion. The record is from RefSeq and is a predicted model, not a curated record. NCBI's taxonomy places the organism in Eukaryota, Metazoa, Arthropoda, Insecta, Hymenoptera, Apidae. Gene Ontology annotation, biological process: protein phosphorylation; regulation of apoptotic process; autophagy of mitochondrion. Gene Ontology annotation, molecular function: ATP binding; protein serine/threonine kinase activity.
CAUUUUUUAUGUCAAUUCAUUUCUUUUUAAAUUAAACACUCUAUAUAUGGAAAUGGUAUUCGAUUCCAUGACAGUCCGAUAGAGUCCGAUAGAGUACGAAAACGAUCAACGAAGGAAGAAUUUCACUGUAACUUUCUUAAUCAUAAUAUAUGAGCUAGCCCAUUGGGCUUUCUCAACCUAGAAGUGCAAAGAGAUGUCGAUUCGGACAGCAGUCCAUCGUUUUAUACAAAAUGGUCGGGCUCUACUGCAUUCCUUUAGAAAUACUGAGUGCUUCUACUCUAAUUAUCAACUACGAAACUAUCACGACAAGAUACACGUUGUACAAGUAGGUAAGUCCCAGGGCUGUCUGCCCCCGGGUAAUAGCAAUGUAUCAAGCACAGGAAAACAUCUUGGAUAUUUGGGAGCUCAUGCUCGACGAAUCUUUGUAGAUAAUAUUUUAAAACGAGUAACUAAUAGUUUAGCUGCAGAUUUACGUAGACGAGCUGCUAGUAAAUUAGUCUUUGGUGGAGAUUCUGCUCCAUUUUUUGCUUUAGUUGGUAUAUCAUUGGCAUCUGGUACUGGUAUUUUAACAAAAGAUGAUGAAUUGGAAGGAGUAUGUUGGGAAAUACGGGAAGCUAUAUCAAAAUUGCAGUGGAAUGCACCACAAAAUGAUAAGAAUUAUGAAAUAAUUAAAAAUGAAGAAAAAAUUACUUUAAAGGAUUUCAUAAUUGGUCCAAUUAUUGCAAAAGGAUGUUCAGCAGUUGUUUAUUCAGCAAGAUUUAAUGAUAUUCCUAAUGGUGAAAAUCAAAAUCAAAUAAAAAUUGAUGACAAAACUGAAGAUUUAACUGUAUUUCCAUUAGCAUUAAAGAUGAUGUUCAACUAUGAUGCUGAAUCAAAUGCAUUAUCAAUUCUAAGAUCUAUGUAUCGGGAAACUGUUCCAGCAAGAAGACAUUUAAAUAACGAAGAAUUAUCUGAAUGGGAAAUAAAAAUGACUGAAAAAAAAAUUAAGCUUACACCACAUCCAAAUAUCGUAGCAAUGUAUUACGUUUUUGCGGAUAAGGUACCAGUUUUACCAGAUUCAUGGAAAAUGUAUCCCGAUGCAUUACCUGCAUGCAUUAAUCCUCAUGGUUCAGGAAGAAACAUGAGCUUAUUUCUGCUAAUGAAAAGAUAUGACAUUACAUUGAAACAAUAUUUGAAUGAUCAUAAAUUGAGCACAAGAGAAUCGAUAUUAUUGUUGGCUCAAUUAUUAGAGGGUGUGACUCAUUUGAAUGUACACGGCAUUGCACAUCGUGACCUCAAGAGUGAUAAUAUUCUGUUAGAUUUGUCAGAAGAAACAGACAACUGCCCAUCUUUGGUAAUCACAGAUUUUGGAUGUUGUUUAGCAGACAAACGUCAUGGUUUAUAUCUGCCUUACAAUACUCAUGAUAUUGAUAAAGGCGGUAAUGUAGCUUUAAUGGCGCCAGAAAUAAUUACAGCAGAACCUGGUCCAUUUACCAGUAUCAAUUAUUCAAAAGCUGAUCUUUGGACAAUUGGAACUAUAGCAUAUGAAUUAUUUGGUAUGAAAAAUCCGUUCCAUAAUGACAAAGAAGGAACUUCUCUUAAAAAUUAUAAUUAUAAUGAGAAAGAUCUCCUACCUUUGCCUAAUCAUAUACCAAUAAUUAUUUCUGCAUUGAUAAAAAAUUUAUUGUCGAGAAGCUUAUAUAAGAGACUUGAUACAGAAACCGCAGCAACUGUUGUACAAUUACACUUAUGGGCACCGAGCAUUUGGUUCAAAAGUGAAUGGAAAUUACCAUCAACUAAUGAAGUAUUUAUGUUCUUUAUUUUCAAAUUUAAACAAUUUUCAUUUUACUUUAUUUUUUUAUAUUUUUUACAGGUUAUGCAGUGGCUUCUAUGUUUAACUACAAAAGUACUUUGCGAAGGACGUAAUUCCACGAUACUAUCAGAAAUAGUGCAAGAUAAAAAUAUUCAAAAAAUUGAAAAAAAAAAUUCUUACAAUAGAUUACUUUCUACUAGAUAUUGUGGAAGACGUACUAUGCCCGAAUAUCAAUUAAUCGCUAGUUUUCUUGGUAGAGUUACGCUUAGCAACAUUAGAACUGCAUUAAAAUGGAUUCAGCAGAAUAUAUAAUAUAUUUUACAAUAAAAAAAAAAAAUAAAUAAAAUAAAGAAAGUAUUUAUGUCUUGCAUAUCGAGAAAUAAAAUAUAUUCUAUUAUUUAUCGGCAUAAAAAAAAGAAGAUUAUUGAAAUAUUUUUGUAUAUUCGAUUUUACCAUAUAUUAUCGUUAAUAUUCUUCAGUUGUUUUUUCUUAUAUUAAUUUAUUUUUGAUACUCUGAGAAAUACAAAAAAAUCAUAUUUCUAAUUGCAGAUUAUAUGAUUUUUAGCUGUGAUUUUUUUGUGAUUCAUAUAACUUGUAAUUAAAUAAAAAUAUUGAAAACAUUAUAAAAAGUAUUAUAAAACAUAUGUAUCUUUAACAAUUUUAUUCCAUUCAAUAUAUUUACCAAAAAUAUUUAUAUUAACAAAGUAAUUCAUUAUUUAUGUGAAAGUACAAUUUUUCAUUUUAAAAUGUUUAUUACAGAAAAUGCUUGAAAGUUUACUACAUAAUACCUAAAUUCUAUUAAUAUAUGAUGAUUUUCAAAUAAGUUUCAUACAAAAUCAGAAUAAUAUUAUUUUUUAAAUUCCAAAAUUCCAUGCAAAAUAAGAUAAUGAGAGAAUCAAAAUCAAGAUAUAAAAAUUUUUUUAAAUAAAGAUUUUCAAUUAACCAAUUCAAUUUAAUAUUUAAAUAUAUUUAGAUAAUAGAUGGAAAUUUCAAUAUUGUAAACUAUUAUUAAAAAAUAAAAUUCAUAUAUAAUAUUUGCAAACAUAUAA